Molecule: messenger RNA, 2742 nt
Organism: Oryctolagus cuniculus (rabbit)
Lineage: Eukaryota; Metazoa; Chordata; Mammalia; Lagomorpha; Leporidae
Gene: CELF6
Product: CUGBP Elav-like family member 6
Molecular function (GO): RNA binding
Source: RefSeq, a predicted model, not a curated record
GGGGACAUGGCCGCGGCGCCAGGGGGCUCUGCGCCGCCCGCCGGCCCCGGCCCGCGCCUGGGCUUCAGCACCGCGGACAGCGGCGCGGGCGCGCGGAGCCCGGCUCCCGCCGUGCCCAUGAAGGACCACGACGCCAUCAAGCUGUUCGUGGGGCAGAUCCCCCGCGGCCUGGACGAGCAGGACCUGAAGCCGCUGUUCGAGGAGUUCGGCCGCAUCUACGAGCUCACGGUGCUCAAGGACCGGCUCACCGGCCUCCACAAAGGCUGUGCCUUCCUCACCUACUGCGCCCGGGACUCUGCUCUCAAGGCCCAGAGCGCGCUGCACGAGCAGAAGACCCUGCCAGGGAUGAACCGUCCGAUCCAGGUGAAGCCCGCUGCCAGUGAAGGCCGAGGAGAGGACCGAAAGCUGUUCGUGGGGAUGCUGGGCAAGCAGCAGGGCGAGGAGGACGUCAGGCGCCUGUUCCAGCCCUUCGGCCACAUCGAAGAGUGCACCGUCCUGCGGAGCCCGGACGGCACCAGCAAAGGCUGUGCCUUCGUGAAGUUCGGGAGCCAAGGGGAAGCGCAGGCGGCCAUCCAGGGCCUGCAUGGCAGCCGGACCAUGGCGGGUGCCUCUUCCAGCCUGGUAGUGAAGCUGGCGGACACGGACCGCGAGCGCGCGCUGCGGCGUAUGCAGCAGAUGGCCGGGCAGCUGGGUGCCCUGCACGCCGCACCCCUGCCGCUCGGGGCCUGCGGUGCCUACACCACGGCGAUCCUGCAGCACCAGGCGGCCCUGCUGGCGGCGGCCCAGGGCCCGGGCCUAGGCCCGGUGGCCGCGGUGGCGGCCCAGAUGCAGCACGUGGCAGCCUUCAGCCUGGUGGCCGCGCCGCUGCUGCCCGCGGCAGCCGCCAGCUCGCCGCCGGGCGGUGGUCCUGGCCCGCUCGCUGGUCUUCCAGCGCCCAUUGGGGUCAAUGGAUUCGGCCCCCUAAGCCCCGCGACGAACGGGCAGCCAGGCUCCGAUGCGCUCUACAGUAACGGACUCUCCCCUUACCCAGCCCCGAGCCCCGGCGCGGACCCCGUGCAGCAGGCCUACGCCGGGAUGCACCACUACGCAGCAGCCUAUCCGUCGUCCUGCGCCGCGGUGAGCACCGCCCUGCAGCAGCCUACAGCCCUGCCCCAGCAGCAAAGAGAAGGUGAGGGGCGGGGCUGGAGAGCAGGGCCGCUGGGGCUGGACCCAGCGUCGGCCCUGAACCAGCCCGCGGCUGUCCCUGCAGGCCCCGAAGGCUGUAACCUCUUCAUCUAUCACCUGCCUCAGGAGUUUGGUGACGCAGAGCUCAUCCAGACCUUCCUGCCCUUCGGAGCGGUCGUCUCUGCCAAAGUCUUUGUGGACCGAGCCACCAACCAGAGCAAGUGUUUCGGGUUCGUGAGUUUCGACAACCCGGCCAGCGCCCAGACCGCCAUCCAGGCCAUGAACGGCUUCCAGAUCGGCAUGAAGAGGCUCAAGGUGCAGCUGAAGAGGCCCAAGGACGCCAGCCGGCCUUACUGACCUCGCCGCCCCGCCCAGAGAGACAGAAACGGAAGAGUGAGAGGAAAGGAAGGAAACGCACGCCGAUGCGGGAGCCGCCCUUCCCGGACGAGCAGCUGCGGGCAGAAGCGGAUCGACUGCGGCUGGGGCCCCGCCCAGGCCCGUUUCCGACCGUGGGUUGCUGUGCGCAGGGUGUAGCGGCCAGGCUGUCCCGGCACCGGGCCGGCAGCGGACUGACUGGGAGCCAGCAGAGGCCGUGGGGGUGCCGAGGGCUUCUCUGCGAGGGAAGCCCAGACUUAAUUCUCUCAAAACCAUAUCAUUCCUUAGAGUUUAGGGACCAAAGGACUAUUGCUUUUUUUUUUCUAAGAAAAAAAUUAUAUAUAUAUUAAAAAAAACACACACAAGAGAAACAAGAAAGACACUAUAGCGUCUCAUAAAAGCUGCCUUUAAGUAUCCCUAGGAGACAGGGUGAAGCCCCCUGAGCCGGCCCAGGCAGAGGGAGGCUGGGAAGGGUGCUCCGUGUGGCAUCCCUCCCUUUAAAUAUAAGCUAGCCCCUGGGGCUCUAGGCUCAGAUGCGCAGCAGGAGAGAGUUUGGGAAGCAGCAACCCUCCCCCUAGCCCCCCAUUACCUCCCACCCCCGCUCCCAGCCUCCAAACUCAGAGGCCGCCUUGGAAGAGAACCCAGGAGGCACCAUGAGAGGCAGCAGACGCAGCAGCAGCAGCAGCAGCAGCAAACUGCCUUGCCCUCCUGGCGGCCUGUCCUGCGCAGCCGCUGCUGGCCCAGGCGAGGAGGGGGAGUCUGGGCCCCACCCCCAGUGCACAUGGACAAGAGGCCCUUCCUUUGGCUGAGCCCAGAUACCUCCUGCUGCCCCUCCCCUGUGAGCCAGCCCCAGUGUCCCCUGGUCCCAGGCCACCUUCUGUCGCAGAGUUUGCCCACCUGUUAAAGUGGGUUCAGGCCGCAGCCACGGCCAUGGGGGUGCCCCUGAGAAGGGGAGAUUCCCAAAGGAGAAGCUGCAGGACAGGAUCCUCUUUCCCCGGAGCCGGGAGGGACGCAGAUGUUCGCCAAAAUCCUGCUUCGUUCCUCUAACAAAGUACACCUUUCCUAUGCAAGAGUGUCUCACUUGUGCUGCUCCAGGGCGCUUCCAGACGGUGGGCCGUGUUCAGCUUCGCAGUGGUGUGUGCUGUCUGUCGUCUUUGUCUGUCCGUUGUAUACAGUGGGUGCCAUAUAAAGCUGGUCAGUGGA